Lolium perenne is the source of this 1519-nucleotide messenger RNA. Its product is annotated as DIBOA-glucoside dioxygenase BX6-like. Lineage: Eukaryota; Viridiplantae; Streptophyta; Magnoliopsida; Poales; Poaceae. The record is from RefSeq and is a predicted model, not a curated record.
CGGCAGAACCAAGCACGGAGCACCGCAUCAAUCAAAGCAAGUAAAGUAAAUGGUAAUCAACCUAGGAACUCUCACAUCACUCUGCCGGAAGUCAGCAUGGCCGCCACCAACACUACAGACCGGCGCCAAGCUCUGCAGGCGUUCGACGACACCAAGGCUGGCGUGAAGGGCCUCGUCGACGCCGGCGUCAUCAUCGUCCCGCCCAUCUUCCACCACCCUCCCGACUCCCUCCCCACUUCUUCCUCCUCGGUCACCAUCCCGGUCAUCGACCUCUUUGCCAGCCGGUCCGAUGUGCUCGCCCAGGUGAAGGCGGCGGCGGAGACGGUGGGCUUCUUCCAGGUGGUGAACCACGGCGUGCCAGCCGUCCUCCUCGCCGAGACGCUCGCGUCCGUCCGCCGCUUCCACGAGUCGCCGCCGGAGUCCAAGGCGCCGUACUACACCCGCGACCUCGCCAAGAAGCUCCGGUUCAACUCCAACUUCGACCUGUUCCAGUCGCCGGCGGCCAACUGGCGCGACACCCUCUUCUGCCAGGCGCUCCCGGACCCGCCGGGGGAGGACGAGCUCCCGCCCGCCGUGCGCGGCGUCCUGCCGGCGUACUCCGGCGCGGCGCGCAGGCUGGCCGUGGCGGUGCUGGAGCUGCUGUCGGAGGCGCUCGGGCUGGCGCCGGGCCGGCUGGCGGAGAUGGGGUGCGCGGACGGAGUGGUCGUGGUGGGCAACUACUACCCGCCGUGCCCCGAGCCGCGCCGCACCCUCGGCACCAGCCGGCACUCCGACCCGGCAUUCCUCACCGUGCUCCUGCAGGACUACGACAUGCCCGGCCUCCAGGUGCUCGUCGGCGGCGAGGAGGAGGAGGAGGAUGGGCGGCGGCGGGCGUGGGCGGACGUGCCUCCGGUGGCGGGCGCGCUGGUGAUCAACGUGGGCGACCUGCUGCAGCUGGUGAGCAACGGGAGGCUGAGGAGCGUGGAGCACCGGGUGGUGGCCAACGGCAGCAGGGACGGCAGGGCCAGGGUGUCCGUGGCAGCGUUCUGCAACGCCGACCUGAGCGCGAGGACGGCGGCGAGGGAGUACGGUCCCAUCGAGGAGCUGGUGUCCUCGUCGUCGGCGCCGGCGCUGUACCGGAGCGUCACCGUGCCGGAGUUCCUCUCCCACUACGACGACAAAGGCCUCGACGGGCGCCCGGCGCUCGAUUACUUCCGUCUUCCUCGCCCCUGAUGCGAUGCGCUGAUCGAGUUGAUGAGUUGGGAUUUCGUAUGUGUCGUGAUGCACCCGUGUGCACGUAGGACCAAGACAUUGCCUCCACCAAUAAAAGAUCUGAGUUCAUUCCUCUCCCGGUGAAGAUUUUAGAAGCAAACGGGUACUCCAUGAACUGUUAGCCUAGAAUCAUGUGAAUGUUAGAAUGACGUAGAAAUCAUGAUCAGUACCAUCGAUCGAUUGGUACCUACGUUACUGACAGGUCUGCCACCGUGUACUGCCAAUGCCAAAUAGAUGGUGCCAAUCAACUUCUUGAUCUGAUUCCUGA